Triticum urartu is the source of this 1206-nucleotide messenger RNA. The record is from RefSeq and is a predicted model, not a curated record. NCBI's taxonomy places the organism in Eukaryota, Viridiplantae, Streptophyta, Magnoliopsida, Poales, Poaceae.
AUGGCCGGCUGCUCUCCUCCUCCUCGCGCCGCUCUCCUCCCGGCCGUCGGCCGCGCCACCGGAGUACCAGAUGCAGGGCGGGACGCACCACACAGGGAGGGCCCACGGCGCUGUUCCAGGCCUCUGCCCGGUGGCUCGCCUGAAGGUCGCUCCCGACGGGGUCGCGCCGCGGGGAUCGAACUUGCUACCUCGGUCCGCCUCAGGCGCUGCCAGCGACAAGAAAGCUGGUGCCUGGGGCACGCGGGCGGGUCCUCUAAGCCGCUUGAAUACACAGGAAAGCAGGGUUUUUAUUGCAAAUUUGCUAGUGAUAAAACAGUUGCUUCCCACCGACACUCCUCCCCGAUCCGCUCCCGCCGGAGCACCUCGUCGUUGGUCGCCACGCACACCCCCAUCGCACGCGCCGUGCACCUGGCCCACCCGCUCUGUCGCCCUGUCGUCGCCGAGGUCGUAGAAGAUGGAGCCAAGGCCGGCGCCAGCGAGCAGCGAGUGGAGCGCAUCGACGGAGCCAUGAUGGAGCACGGCGUCGAACAUAUUGACGAUGCGCGCACCGGGCUGGUGGAUGCUGAGCACUACGGUGUGCCCGCGCGACUCGGCCUUGGCCCGGAGCGCGCCCAUGAUCUGGAGCGCGGGCGCGCUGUCGAGGCCCGACGUGGGCUCGUCGAGCACCAGCACGGCGGGGUCGCGCACGGCCUCGACGCCGAUGGACACGCGCCGGCGCUCUCGGCCGGAGAGGUCCUUGACCCUGGCAUCGGCGACGCGAGCGAGCGCAAGGUCGUCAACGAGCGCGUCAACCGCGGCGGGGUCCUAUGCGUCCGAGCCGAGGCGAAGGCGCGCGUUGAAGUGGAGCGUCUCGCGCACUAUGAGCAGCGGGAAGACGACGUCGCGCUGGGUGGCGUAGCCACAGAGGCGGCGAACGGCCGCAGCCCGUGGCGUCCACGGGCGAGCCAUUGACGCGGAGGUCAGUAGAAGGGGAGGAGCUGGUCUCAAGGUGGCCGGAGAGGAUCUCGAGCGGCGUGGACUUGCCGGCGCUGGGGCCGACGAUGGCGAGCAGCUCGCCGGGGCUCGCGCGGCAGCUGAUGUCGCGGAGCACUAGGCGGCACCGGCUGCUGCGGCUCACCGGCGGAGGUGCAGGUGCAACAGGGUCGCCGGCGUCGUUGAGGAGGAGGUUACACAAUCCUGAAAGAAAAUAUCGACCAUUAAAUACUU